Vicia faba (fava bean) is the source of this 549-nucleotide messenger RNA. The record is from the annotation of a GenBank genome assembly. Lineage: Eukaryota; Viridiplantae; Streptophyta; Magnoliopsida; Fabales; Fabaceae.
AUGGCUACAAUGCUAUGGAUGUAUGCAACAUGUCAACAGCUUCAAGCCCAGGCCCAAGCUCAUGCAGCACCAGCCAGUGGUCUUCUUGGCCAUACAGAAUUACGGUUGCAUAUGCCUCCAUCGAUAGCACUUGCAAGCCGAGGGCGUCUGCAGGGUCUCAGACUUCAGCUGGCACUUCUUGAUCGGGAGUUUGAUGAUCUAGAUUAUGAAACUUUAAGAGCUCUGGAUUCGGAUAAUGUUUCUACUGCACCUUCUAUGACUGAAGAAGAGAUAAACGCUCUUCCAGUUCACAAACACAAUGUUUCUGUUCUCCAAAAAAGUAGUUCUUCAAUGCCACAAGCACCGCCAUCAUCUUCUGCUGAGAAAACACAGGAUAAUUCAAAUGCGGUUGGAAACACAAAAGCCUCGGAUGAUGAGCUCACCUGCAGUUUUCAUGCUAAUUACAUUGAUCCUUGGUUGCGGCAACAAGGAACGUGCCCUGUUUACAAAUUUCGAGCAGGAUCUGGGUGGAAUGACGGUGGGCAUGAUGAUAUCACAGACAUGGUUUGA